AUGACAGCUAAGCUCGAAAUGCUUGGGCAUGAUGAAGCCCAAAUUAGAAAGAUUGGGCCUAAGCUUCAAAAGGGUCCAAUACGCGGCUUUAAACCUCCUGCGGGACUAGAGGCUGUCCAGACUCAUUUGGAUGCCUUGAUGUCUAAGGUCUUUCUGACCACCCUAACAGGACCAGCUAGGGCGUGGUUCAAUAUCUUAGAGUCAGGGAGAAUUAGGAAUUUCAUAGACCUGACCAACGUAUUUAUUAGUAGAUUCAUUGCUGGAGUUCCCGUGGAGAGAAAGAUGAGCUACUUAGAGACCGUCCAACAAAGGUGGAAUGAAUCUCUGAGAGAAUAUGUUGCCAAGUUCAACUCAAAAGCUUUACAUAUACCUGAACUGGAUGAGAGAAGGGUAGUAGAGGUCAUGCAGAAAGGCACGACCUCUCUAGAAUUCUUUGGGUCGUUGUGCACAAAGCCACCCACCACCUUGUCAGAGUUAAUGAAGAGAGUUGAAAAGUAUAUAAGACAAGAUGAUGCCUUCACAACCAGCCAGUUUGCCAGGGAUGACAGAGAUAGGGGAAGAGCAGAGGAUGACAGAAGGCAAGAUAGGCUGGAGAGAAGGUAG
Messenger RNA from Manihot esculenta (cassava), 603 nucleotides. RefSeq lists its product as uncharacterized. NCBI's taxonomy places the organism in Eukaryota, Viridiplantae, Streptophyta, Magnoliopsida, Malpighiales, Euphorbiaceae. The record is from RefSeq and is a predicted model, not a curated record. The coding region runs from base 1 to 603 and encodes 200 amino acids. The transcript has 2 exons.